ACUUGCCACAGCUGAUAUGUGUAUAACCUGCAUAUAACAUGUUGUCACCAACAUUUUCGCCUUUCAUAACUAAAUUUUAGUUUUAUACGCAAACUUGUGCAACAACAUACAAUUCCCUUGCUUUAAAACGAUUUAAUCAUUUAUUCAAACAUGUCUUCUGAGGAUGUUAUUAAUGGUGCUGAUCUAUUUUUGCGUGAGGUGCCGAACGUGAAAAUAGGUAAACCAGUGAAGUCCAUACCAACUGCGCCUAAGGCAAAGGAGGAACUUCAAGUGCUUAGACUUAGUCUCAAGGCACAAGAAAAUAUCAUGGAAACUUUAAAAUUCAUUCAUGGGGAGGAGUAUUCAUUGGAUGAUGCUUCUUCCUAUGUGGACAAGGGAAGCAGUUUAGGCAACAAAUAUUGGGUUGGCAGAGGAAAUCUGGUGAUUAAGGGAUGCUAUGAUUAUUCAAACUCAAACAAAGAACCUGAUAGUGAGGUGGAGAGACUUAAAAUGUUUGCUGCAAUGAGAUUAGAAAGCUAUGGUUUUCACAAAGAGCACUGCCAGGAAGCACUAGACUUUUGUAAUGGUGAAGUUGAAGACUCAUUAGGAUUACUCUAUGAGAAAUAUUUGAAGUUGAAGCCUAAUGUUGGUCAGGAUGUUCCUGAACUAUCUCAAGAAGAACUUUUAGAGCACAGGCUGGAUGAAAAAAGCGUCUUGGAGUCAAUCUAUGAAGAUGCCUUUAAAGAAAAGGUCAAGGACUCAGUGUGGAUCAUAACAUUAAAAUUAGAUUAUCUAGUAAAUUUGUACCACAAAAAUAAACCAGCAAAAAAUCAUAGCAAUGCCAAUACGAAAAACAACGUGAGGAAAAAAGAGAAGUGUCGUUUUUUCUUACGAAAUCAAAAGUGUAAAUAUGGUAAUAACUGUCGAUUCUCCCACGAAGAUGAUUCAAUAACUCCUGGGAAUUCGCCAAAUGAUCAUUUAACGAACUUCAAAUUUGAGUUGGAGAUUCGUUUUCCAAAAGACACCAAAUAUCCUUACGAAACACCUAUUAUAUUCUUGAAAACUGACGCCGUUGUCCCGCAUCAGAUUCCCCUUCAUAUCUGCAAACGCCUUCACCAGGAAGCAAUGCUGUCUGCUCAAGAUGGCAUGCCGUGCGUGUACUCCGUUUGUGAGUUGCUCAAAAACGAAGAGGAAAUUACACAUUAUCUGAAAACUGUCGAAAUGGACUUUUUGUUACCACACGAGUCACUCUUUCCAAAGACUACAGAAGACACCAAUCGGCGUAAUCGACCCACGCAUUAUAAAAAAGGAGCGACGAAUCGCGAUAACAAACGCGAAUAUUCAAUGACUGAGAUCAUUAAAGAAGAUCGCCGCAUUCAGCAACAAUUCUACACCAAACAGACGAAUGCUGCAUACAAAAAGAUGCAAACCGUGCGGAACAAUUUACCUGCUGCCAAUUUCAAAGAAACGAUACUUGAGACCUUGCAAGGAGCGCAAGUUAUUGUCAUAAGUGGUGAGACAGGUUGCGGUAAGAGUACACAAGUUCCACAGUUUAUCCUCGAUGACUGGUUGGGAUCCAAAGAGGAGGAUAAUUUUAAACAUGUUGAGAUUGUUUGUACACAACCGAGACGUAUUUCGGCUAUUGGGGUCGCGGAAAGAGUAGCAGAUGAACGCGUUGAGAAAGUCGGUAAUACCAUCGGAUAUCAAAUUAGAUUGGAGAAUAAAAUCUCCAGCAGCACCCGACUCACUUUUUGCACCACUGGUAUAUUACUGAGAAGAUUAGAGGUAGAUCCUUUACUGUCAACAGUUACUCAUAUUGUUGUUGACGAAGUACACGAGCGCAGCGAAGACAGUGAUUUUUUACUUCUGAUCCUACGUGACUUACUUCCACUCCGUAAAGAUCUCAAAGUCAUUCUCAUGAGCGCGACGCUCAAUGCUAACAUCUUCUCGGACUAUUUUGGCAACGUUCCAGUGCUUGAGAUUCCAGGUCGCACUCAUCCUGUCGAUCAGAUCUUCCUGGAAGACAUACUCGAAAUCACCAACUACGUGUUCGACGAAUCCUCUCAAUAUGCGCGAAGUGUUAAGGACAAAAACAUCGAGCAGGAUUUGCUCAACGGUGAAGUAUCACGGAUUCACACCAAGCCCAAAAACGUCGUUAAGGACGAGAACCUAAAAUAUUCAGAGAUGUUGGCACGCUACAGCGAUUGCAGUCCGAAAACGUGCAGGACCUUGCAUCUGAUGGAUCCGGAAAAAGUAAAUUUAGAUUUAAUCGAAGCGGUUCUCUUAUGGAUAGUGUCGGGUGAUCACGAUCAUCCGAAGUACGGUUCGAUUUUAGUAUUCCUUCCAGGCAUUGCGGAAAUCACGGCGCUGCACGACCAACUUUCCUGUCAUCCGGAGUUCAGCCCGAAGUAUAAACGCUACAUGCUGGUGCCACUGCAUUCGAGCCUUAGUAGUCAGGAGCAGGCGAUGGUUUUUGAAAAACCGAAGGAUCCGGCCAUGAGAAAAAUCGUACUGUCGACGAAUAUCGCAGAGACCUCCAUCACCAUUGAUGAUUGCAUCUUCGUGGUGGACUCAGGGAAAAUGAAAGAAAAACAUUUCGACUCCAACCGCAAUAUGGAGAGUCUAGAAACUGUGUGGGUAACUCGCGCCAACGCGCUCCAGCGAAAGGGUCGAGCUGGUCGUGUGACGUCCGGCAUUUGCAUACAUUUAUAUACCUCACAUCGUUACACCUACAAUAUUCUCGGCCAGCCUAUACCGGAGAUUCACCGCGUACCUCUAGAGCGACUUGUACUGAACAUCAAAGUCCUGCCAAACUUUUCGGAGCGCGAUGUUCACGAUGUUUUGGUAAAAACAAUCGAGCCACCUGUUCGUGAAAGCAUCGAUUCGUCUAUCAUUCGACUACAAAGCGUGGGCGCGCUGGAUAGGGAUAAUAAUUUAACACCGCUGGGUCAUCAUUUAGCUGCACUGCCGGUCGAUGUGCGCAUUGGCAAAUUGAUGCUCUUCGGUGCGAUAUUUUCGUGCAUUGACAGUGCACUCACAAUGGCUGCAUGCUUGAGUUAUAAAACGCCGUUUGUUGCCCCGUUUGGGCAGCGAGAGAAGGCGAACAAGGCGAGGCAAAAAUUCGCGAUGGGCAUGAGUGAUCAGAUGACGGUUUUAUUGGCGUACAAUAAAUUUCAAGAGGCAAACAAGAAAGGCUACUUUGCGGGAUUAAACUUUGCCAAGGAGAAUUACCUCUCGCAUCGAACUUUGCUCACAAUUAGCGAUGUAAAGUUUCAAUUUUUAGAACUUUUAGUAAGCAUAGGUUUUAUUCCUAUCAACAUUACCAAGCGGCCUAAGUCGGGGCAAGAUAACAUCUUGGCACUAACAGGUGCAAAGUUUAAUGAGUACGGGUCUAACACCAGAAUAUUAUCAUCGAUUUUAUGCGCCGCGUUAUAUCCGAACGUUUGCAAGGUGUUGCAGCCGGAGAAAACUUUUGUUUCAAGCGCCGCUGGGGCCGUGCCCAAACAAUUAGAAGCUAAAGACUUUAAAUUCAAAACCCGGCAAGAGCAGGUGUUUCUACAUCCAAGUUCAAUUGUUUUUGAACUCAAAUAUUUCCCUAGCCCGUUUAUGGUCUAUCAAGAAAAGGUGAAAACGUCGAAAAUUUUUAUCCGGGAUUGUUGCGUUAUUCCAGCAAUUCCGUUGGUGCUCUUUUCCGGUUUCGACGUCAACAUCAACAUUCACAACGGAAUCACAUAUCUGGAAUUGGACGAUAAAUGGAUUAUGUUUGAGGCCGAAGAACACAAGGUCGCCGAAAUGAUCAAGACGAUACGCGUGGAAUUGCUGGAUUUAUUGGAGGAGAAGAUCAAAGAUCCGCUAUUGAAUUUACAGAACAACGCGAAGGGCGAGCGCGUCAUCGGUACCAUUUUACAGAUGGUCACUGGUGAAUGACAACGGGUUUAACUAUUAUUUAUUUUCGCGAAAUAAUUUAUUUUUUUAUUUAUGUAAAUUAUAAAUUAUUUUCAAUACUGUUGGAUUUGUUUGAUCUUUAUUGACACGUGUAAUAAAGAGAACGUUGUUAUUUUAAA
Molecule: messenger RNA, 4043 nt
Organism: Dalotia coriaria
Lineage: Eukaryota; Metazoa; Arthropoda; Insecta; Coleoptera; Staphylinidae
Product: putative ATP-dependent RNA helicase DHX57
Exons: 12
Coding region: 151-3906 (1251 amino acids)
Cellular component (GO): intracellular anatomical structure
Molecular function (GO): helicase activity; RNA binding; protein binding
Source: RefSeq, a predicted model, not a curated record